AUAUUUUCUUGCGUGUGUGGGAGAGAUAUGAUUCGGAGAUGCCGGUGUUGGACUGGGGUGUACAAAGCUAAAAGAGAUAGUUUGUCUAAGGUUUAAACGAACGCUGCAACAGAUCCGGGAAAAGGAGUAUUUUAUAUCUGACUUUCUGAGUUGUGAUUGUUUUAUUUUCCUCUCUCUCGGUUUCCCGGUUGAUUGAAGGAGGAAUAAUAAAGCAGGCAGAGAGAGAGAGAGAGAAGGAUGUUGUCUUGGGGGGAGUUGACCUCAGGGAGCGGACAGAAUCCCUGUUCCCCGUCAGAGGAGAUUCUCAAAGGAGAGAGGGUUCAGCAUGUUUGCAGCCGGGAAGGAGUCACUGUGUUUGUGUUGGAAAACGGGAAAGUUUAUAUCAGAGCCCGCGGAUGGAAGCGAAAUUCAAAACCUGGACAAUUUACUCACUUCAAGGAGCAGAAAAUUGACAUUGCGGAGAGUGGAAUAUCCCACAUCCUCUUCCUUUCUAAAACAGGAAUCGUUUUUCAGAGUGAAGUUAAAUCGAAGGAAACAGCAGCUAAAGUAAAAGAUUUCUCCAUCAUGAAACCACAAGUGCUUAAGAGUUUGAGUAAUACCCACAUCAUUCAGGUGGCUUGUGGAAACAAUCACUCACUGGCACUGUCUAAAAAUGGCCAACUCUUUGCCUGGGGACAGAACACUUAUGGCCAACUUGGUCAUGGUACAAAAGAUGUCUCCCAGCACAGUCCUCAGAGUGUCAUAUCCCUCACUGGGAUGCCAGUGGCACAGAUCGCUGCAGGAGGAGAUCACAGCUUCACCCUGUCUCUCUCUGGGACGGUGUUUGGAUGGGGGAGAAAUAAUCACGGACAGCUGGGACUCAAGGACACAGAGGACAGACUUGAACCCAACCAUGUGACGCUGUUGAAGGGUAAGAGGACCAUCUAUAUCGCCUGUGGAGAAGAACACACUGCUGUCCUGACAAAGGUUGGACUUGUUUACACCUUUGGAGCUGGGAGUUAUGGACAACUUGGACACAACUCCACAAAGGAUGAGAUUAAACCUCAUCUGAUUGGUUACCUGUUUGGAAGUAAAGUAUCUCAGAUAGCAUGUGGAAGUUAUCACACACUUGUUUUUGUUCCAUCGUGUGGCAAAAUCUACUCUUUUGGUCGUGGAGAGGAAGGGCAAUUGGGAAACAAAGAGACCAGAGAUCAGUUGGUGCCUCUUUCCAUUAACAUAACGGACAUAUUUGCCUAUAAUGGAUAUGAAGAUGGACACGGAGCAAAACUAGCUGUGAAAAGAAUUUUUGCAGGAGGCCACCAAAGCUUUGCAGAGUGCUGUGAUGAAAUGGAUUUGUUGCCCUGUGUCAAUCAAUCUUUCAAUAUUUUGAGGAGAACCGUGACAGUAGACCAUUUACUGGAGCAAGAAUUGGACAAAAACACAAGAAAGGGAAUUGUUCGGGCAUUUUCUUCAUCUCAAACUCUGUGUGGAAGUUUCCUUGAUGUCAACAAAGAUGGCCAUUUCAAAACAAAUGGGGAAACAUCUGGUCUGAAUCUGUCUGCAGUAUAUCUGGGCUUUGUGAUGUUAGCAAAAAACUCCUCAGUUUUGCAGCAGGUGAAGAAUGCAGUCCAGAAUAACCUGAUCCCAUCGUUACCUCGAUCUCCGACCUGUGUGGAAACAUUGCGAGUUUACAUUAUAAUACCAGAACUCAUUGCUGUCCUGGGAGAGUCAAGGGACUCAGCAACGCUGCUUGAAUCUUUAAGCAGAUCCAUUCUCUCACUUGAAGACAGUUAUUUUAAAAUUCUUGAACGUUGGUGGUGUACGAUGCCUUAUUAUUUCUUCUUGCGCCUUGUGAGGAUGUAUCAGAAAGAAUCACAUCGCCUUCUUCAACUCACAAUGACAGGUGCCUCACAAUGCAAUCCCCAACUACACAAUUCACUAAAAAUCUUACAAACACUCUACCAGGUAAACUUGUGCAGACAUCACACAAUUCAGGAGAGAAAUUUCUGCAUUCCAGUUAUGAAAGUGAUUAAAGAUUCUUUAACGGCUUUUGCUGCGCAAUGCUUCCCCAAAGCUCCUCCAGCAGUGAUGGAUCCGUUCAUAAAUGAUGCAAUGAGAGGCUGUUAUAUGCCUUUUAAACCAGAAUAUGAACAGUUUAAACAAUAUCUCUCAGUACUCUGCAAGAUCAAAGAAGAAUUAAUUCCAUAUCGCUGCAUCUUUGAUAUGGAAACAAAGCUUAAAUUAUGGAAAAUGGAAUCCCAGAUGCUGCAGAAACAAGCCUUUAUAUCUGAGCCAAUAUUAUCGCUAGAGGUUUCCAGAGAUGCAGUUCUCCGAGAUGUCCUGGACAAUUUAAGGUCCCAAGGAACAGGGGAUCAAUAUGUUGCAUUCCAGGUUGAAUUUACAGGGGAAGUCAGUUUUGGUUAUGGGGUGACGCAGACAUUCUUCACCCUUCUUGGUCGAGAACUACAUAGCAAUGGGCGGAUAUUUCAGCAAUACGAAGAAUCAGGGCUACUUUGGUUUCCCAGCCGGGAACCAGAGAUGGAUGAUGUAUUUUAUCUGCUGGGAAUUCUCUGCCGAUUUGUUGUGUCCAAUGGUUUUAUUUGCAAUUUUCACUUCCCAUUGGCUUUGUACAAAAAGCUGCUUCACGUGCCGCCAACAUUGGACGAUCUGAAGGAACUCUCGCCAACAGAAGGAAAAUCACUCCAGGGAUGUCCUUGACUAUGAGUAUGAUGAUAUUGAAGAGACAUUUUAUCUGGAUUUUACU
This is a messenger RNA of Chiloscyllium plagiosum (whitespotted bambooshark), 2743 nucleotides long. RefSeq names its product putative E3 ubiquitin-protein ligase HERC3. NCBI's taxonomy places the organism in Eukaryota, Metazoa, Chordata, Chondrichthyes, Orectolobiformes, Hemiscylliidae. Gene Ontology annotation, biological process: protein ubiquitination; ubiquitin-dependent protein catabolic process. The record is from RefSeq and is a predicted model, not a curated record. Gene Ontology annotation, cellular component: cytoplasm. Gene Ontology annotation, molecular function: ubiquitin protein ligase activity.